AUGUCUAUUUGGUUAAAUAUGGAAAAUCUCUGUCGUUGUUGUCAUUCUCAAUACGGCUAUAAAAGUCUCAAUGCUUCUCAUGAAGGUAUCGAAGAAACUUACUCUGUUAUGUUGCAGAGGACUUUUGAUAUUGUUGUGAAUCCAGCAAUUGGGGAGCCAAAUACAGUUUCUUAUUCUAUCUGUGAUGUAUGCAUAUCACAUUUGCGUGAUGCACUAAUUUUCAAGCAACAAGUGGAAACUUGUGAACAGAUCCUAUCUUCACAUUACAAUAGCCAAAAAGUUAAAGGCAAUUUUAAAAAUGCAGUCAAAGAAGAGGCAACAGAAUUACAUGAUGAUGGGUUAAAGGAGGAAUCGUGCCAAGAGAAUGAAGGUGACACAGAAGAAAAAUGUACUGAUAAUAAGCUUGGUGUGGAAGUCUUCGAAAACUCUAUUGAAGAUACUUUUGAUGAUCAACCUUUGUCAGUUCUUAAGAGCAAGGUUCAUAAACAAGAAACGUUAGAUCAAGAAUCAGAACCAGAUGCAGAUUGGGCUGCUGCAGCUGCCAUUAUCGAUGAUGAGAUAACUAAGUCCAAUAGUCAGACAAAAGUAAAAAAAUACACCUGCAAUGUUUGCUGUAAAAAAUUUACAUAUUAUGGCUCCUUGGAAGUACACUUAUUGACACACAAUGGGGAGAAAAAUUAUCAAUGUCUUAUAUGUAAUAACAAAUUUUUGCAAAAUAAGGAUCUAACAAAGCAUAUAUCUACAAGUCAUUCUGAAGGUGGUGUUUACCCAUGUAAUAUGUGUGCCAAAUCAUUUGACAAGGCCCGCCUUUUGAAGAACCAUUUAUCAAGUCACUAUGAUAUGGACAAAUUUAAGUGCAGUUACUGUGACAAACAGUUUCAACGCAAAAAAGGUUUGAAAGAACAUAUGAAGACACAUACGAAGGAGAAAAAUUUCACUUGUCAGAUAUGUCACAAAUCUUUUGGUCACAAUCAAACUUUAAAAUCUCAUAUACUAACCCACACUGGGGAGAAACCAUAUGUUUGUGAUGUGUGCGGACGUCGAUUUGCCCAACGCACACAUUUAAAGAGGCAUAUCUUCAUUAUUCACACUGGGGUUAAACCUUACUCAUGUAAAGAAUGCAACAAGCAGUUUUCCAGCAAAAGUUACUUGGCAAUUCACACCCGGCAGCAUACUGGUGAACGUCCACAUACAUGUGAAGUGUGUAAAAAAGAUUUUACCGCUUAUACAACUUUAAAAGUACACAUGAGGGUCCACACUGGUCGCAAGCCCUACACUUGUAGUUUUUGCGACAGACAGUUUGCUCAAAUGGCCAGUUUUAAGCUACAUGAACGCACCCAUACUGGUGAACGACCAUACUCUUGCAAAGUUUGUAAAAAACCAUUUUCAGAUAAUGGUUAUUUAAAGAUACACAUGAGAGUUCAUACUGGAGAGAAGCCUUAUAGCUGCGAAGUUUGUAAGAGAUCAUUUAGAGAGACCGGUCAAUUAAAACGUCAUAUGAGAGUGCACACUGGAAUUAAACCAUACACAUGCAAGAUAUGUAAUAAGCAAAUUGGUAAUCUAUCUAAGCACAUGCGUGUACAUUCUGAUGAGAGGCCUUACAACUGCAGUGUAUGUAAUAAACAAUUUUCUAUAAGUGGUAAUUUAAAACUGCAUAUGAGGAUUCAUACUGGUGAAAGGCCAUUCUCUUGUGAUCUCUGUAACAGUCAAUUUAGUCAAAGCAGUGGAUUGAAAAGGCAUAGAUGUACACACUUGGACAGAGUUAACACAUAG
Molecule: messenger RNA, 1773 nt
Organism: Parnassius apollo (apollo)
Lineage: Eukaryota; Metazoa; Arthropoda; Insecta; Lepidoptera; Papilionidae
Source: the annotation of a GenBank genome assembly